GUAAUGAUCCUCCAUACAUCCACGUGUUUAAACCUCUCUGAGUCCAUCGGCGGGACUCUGACGUCACGCGUGUUUGACGCUUUUGUGUGCGGCGUGAGUGACCCCGCAGCUUGGUCCCGCAGCUCAGACCGCAGUAGAGCCGCUGCGGGAGUCUCUGCUGCCUCUGGACCCGGGACUCCUCCGGAUCGAUCAUCUGUAUAUCUAUCGAUCUGUGCAGCUGAUCAGAGGAAGAAACGCGGCGAGUCUCCAGUCGAUCCUGCAGGUAUAAAGACGACCUGGUCAUGAGUCUGAGCACCAACGACCUCACUGAGCUCCUGGAGCUGUGGGCGGAGCUAAACCUGACGGCCGGUGACCAUGACAACCUGUCGCAGGUGGAGACGCUGCGGUGUUCGGGCGCCAUCAGCCACGCCGCGCUGCUGCACGUCCUGUCCGUCCUCUACAUCUUCAUCUUCGUGUUGGGCCUCGCCGCCAACGUGUUGGUGUUCUGGGUGAACCUGCGGGGGGGGCGGAGCCGCCAUGAGACGCACCUGUACAUCGUGCAGCUGGCGGCGGCGGACCUGAGCGUGCUCGCCACGCUGCCGGUGUGGGUGGCGUCGCUGCUGCAGGGCGGCCGCUGGCCGUUCGGUGAGAUCGUUUGUAAGCUGACUCACCUGAUCUUCAGUGUCAACCUGUUCGGCAGCAUCUUCUUCCUCACCUGCAUGAGCGUGGACCGCUACCUGUCCGCCACGCUGCUGGCCGACGCCCCCGACGGCCGCAGGAGGCGGGUGCUGCGGCGGCUGGUGUGCGUGUUGGUGUGGCUGCUGGCGCUGGCGGCAUCCGUCCCCGACACCUACUUCCUGCAGGCGGUGAGGUCGUUGCAGGCAGAUGGCGCUGUGUGCCGGCCGGUGUACCCGCCCGCCAGCGCUCGGGCCUGGAUGGCGGCGGUGCAGCUGAGCUUCAUCGUGCUCGGCUUCGCCGUGCCGUUUCCCGUCAUCGCCGUGUUCUCGAUGCUGCUGGCGGCGGCGCUGCCGCCCGGCUCGGACCAGGAGCGCCGCGCCAGCCGACGGAUCGUCCUCGCCUACAUCGUGGUGUUCGUGGCGUGCUGGCUGCCGUAUCACGCCGUGCUGCUGGUCGACACGCUGGCGCUGCUCGGCACGCUGCCCUUCAGCUGCCGGCUGGAGAACUUCCUGGACGUGGCGCUGCACCUGACGCAGUGCUGCUCGCUGCUGCACUGCUGCAUUAACCCCGCCCUCUACAGCCUGCUGCACCGCAGCCGCCGCCGUGACAUCAUCAAGGCCGUCUUCUUUAGGUACUCCGCCAAGACCGGCCUCGCCAGGCUCAUCCACGCCUCGCACGCCUCCGACAGCGAGUCAGCGCUGACCGCCGAACACAUGUGACCCAACUCUUCUUCUGCUGCCGCCAGAGGCACAAACAUGAUCAUCAGAAAGUCCUCUGACCUCUGACCUCUGACCUCUGACCCGAUCAGUGUGACCCUCUGCAGAUUGAGUCUCAUCGCAAACAGGAAGUUGAUUAAACACGAAGCUGAACUUCAUGUUACAACAUCAAUAAUAAUAUUGAUCAUAAUAAAUCAGAAACUUUAUUGACCUGUAACGAGGAUUUCUUCUUCUACUGCAACAUGUUUGUCAGUUGACAGUCAGCUGAUCAGAGGCCUGAACCAGGAAGCAGGAGGUAACUUCAGGUGUAACUCCGGGUUUCAUCACCAUGGUAACAGGUUAACACCCCGACCGCUGACCAAUCAGAUCACUGGAAAUAAAGAGUCAUCGUUCUACAGGACAAAAGUCUGAGUUACAACAAAGUGACUUUUUAAAAAGAUCAAUAUAUAUUUUUAUAGAUCAGUAGAAACAUUUUAUUGUUUCGUGUUUCUAGUUUUAAAUCUGAGCUUCUAACAAACGGACUAAACACAUAUUUUAAUAGUUUAACAGUGAUUUCACUCUCUGAUUCAUCAGACAACUGCAGAUAAACACCAGAGAUCAAUAAUCCUCACUGUUAAUUGGCUCCAUGAUUAUAAAUCAUCAGUCAUUAAAUACUUUUACAGUAUUAAACAGUAAUAAUACUCCCUCUAUACUUCAGUCAUAUAGAAUCAUUCCUACAUGUAUUUGAUUUAUUUAUGAUUUCUAGUGUUUGUUGUGUGAUUUCAGGCUCGUUAACAGCUUCAUAGUUCUGGUUCUGGGUGACGGUCGUUAGACUCACUGGAUGUGUUUCUGACUUCAUCACACCACAGAAGAAGAAAAGUGUCUGUUGUUCUGUAAAUAUGUGAAAUCUGUUUAUAUUCUGUGAAUAUUUGUAUUUGAUGUUAACGUCUAAACGAUCUGCAUGAAAUAGUUCAAUAAAAACAGUGAAAUGA
Messenger RNA from Thunnus maccoyii (southern bluefin tuna), 2344 nucleotides. RefSeq names its product atypical chemokine receptor 3-like. Gene Ontology annotation, biological process: angiogenesis; vasculogenesis; G protein-coupled receptor signaling pathway. NCBI's taxonomy places the organism in Eukaryota, Metazoa, Chordata, Actinopteri, Scombriformes, Scombridae. Bases 282 to 1376 code for a protein of 364 amino acids. The transcript has 2 exons. Gene Ontology annotation, cellular component: membrane. Gene Ontology annotation, molecular function: G protein-coupled receptor activity; coreceptor activity; chemokine binding. The record is from RefSeq and is a predicted model, not a curated record.